Messenger RNA from Drosophila grimshawi, 586 nucleotides. RefSeq lists its product as uncharacterized. The record is from RefSeq and is a predicted model, not a curated record. The transcript has a single exon. Bases 28 to 441 code for a protein of 137 amino acids. Lineage: Eukaryota; Metazoa; Arthropoda; Insecta; Diptera; Drosophilidae.
CAAGCGUUAAAUUAUUGAAUACUGACUAUGAAUUUGGAUAAAAUACCCGAGGUCGAUAUGCUGCUUGUGACCAAGAGUGCCCGGCUCCAUCGACGAGCAGUGUUGGGUUUUGUGCCACGUAUUGGUCUCCCAAUUGUGGACUAUGCCGAUGUGGACAGGAUUGAUGCCUUCUAUUUGCAAUGCCAGGAAUAUCGUGACUAUUAUCGGGACCCCUACGACAGGGUUCACAAGCCAUUGAAGUUCACGCAGCACAUGGGCAAAUGCGGCAUUAAGCUGGACACCACUGUGGAUGAGUUGAGGCAGCCAAUCAAUUGGGUGCCCAGGCGUCAACCGUUAAUCGCGCCCAUCGAUUAUCAGUCGUAUAUGAAUUUGGGCGUGCCUAUGGGGGAAAUCUUCAGGGGGAAGUACAGUAAGCAGUCCUGUAUCCGUUACAAGCGCUAAGCAGAAAAAGGACUUUCAUUCUUUCGAUCCGGUCACCUUAUAGAUGGGUUCAUACAAUGAAUUAAAAAAUGUGUUUACAUCUUUAAGUGGUAGAUGAACGUCAGCUAUAAGUGUGCACUAAUAAAAUUAUAUGUCUUAUAUAUUA